Messenger RNA from Asparagus officinalis (garden asparagus), 749 nucleotides. RefSeq lists its product as uncharacterized. NCBI's taxonomy places the organism in Eukaryota, Viridiplantae, Streptophyta, Magnoliopsida, Asparagales, Asparagaceae. Bases 15 to 614 code for a protein of 199 amino acids. The transcript has a single exon. The record is from RefSeq and is a predicted model, not a curated record.
GGUGAUUUAUAGCAAUGGAGGUGGAGAGAGCACGGGAGAGGCGAGUCCGAGUCGUCAUCAAGAGCGGAGGAGUAGUCGUGGCGAGAUCUUGCCGCCUCUACGCGGUCAAAGAUGAUCCAACUCAAGAGGAGGAGAAGAAAUCAGAGGAGUUACCGAGAAAACGACUUCGCCUCGAUGGAGCUGCAGCAUCACGGCCUACAGCUGCGGAUGGAACCGGUGCAGCAAAGGAUCCGAUGGAGAAUAUGAGGAGAAGACGAGUCACGCCAAUUCAACAUCCUCGGCAGAGCACCGAACAAGCACCGUCUCGUCCUGCUGGUAAAGCUGAUGUCUGCAAGAUGACCGAAGAAGCACACUCUACUCCUGCCGAUAAAUUCUCCGUUCAGGUUCCGCAGAAUCUGUCAUCUGGUGAGAAGCUUGAGAUGACCAAAAGAAAGCUCCACCAAAGUUAUCAAGAAUCGAGCAAUGCGAGGAAGCAGCGGAGCAUCAAAGUUUUGGAGGUAGAUGAGUUACCGAAGCGACAAGAUCAUGUCAACGAGGAGAAGAAGUUGAGAGAGAAGGAACGAGCACUGAUGAAGAAAAGAACCCGCGCGCCAAGUUUUCGUCUGAGGCGGUGAGCGGGGAUUCGAUAUCGACAUAUAUAUAGGCACGUACAUAGUAUUGUACUAACUGAAGCCAAUGUGCGUAAGAGUUAUUAACUAAUGUUGUAGAACUUUCCCGCAUUAUUACGGAAAAGGGUUGUUUGCAUUUGU